UCACCUGUGUAUUCAUAAAAACUACUCGGGGUUUUGCUGUGAGCCUCAAACCGGUCCGACGAUUUCCACUACAAUUUUGUUUGCCAAAUCAUAAUAAGUUUUUUGUUAGACAAUACGCAAAUUUUAAAUCAAAUACAACUUCGGGUGGUCAGAUCGAUACUCGCAACUCAGGUAUACGAAGGUUUAUUAACAAGCGAAUAGUUAAGAUAACGUUUGCUUCGGUUGUGAUCGUUUAUGGUUAAUGGGUAAUUCAAAUAGCAAUAGCACAAUGGUCGACCCGGUGAGAUUUGUGAAUUAUGAAGACAUGUUGAAGGUCAUUCACGAGCCCGAGAAAGUGAUUAUUGAUGUGCGCAAUCCAGAUGAAGUUGAAUCAACUGGCAAAAUUCCUUCCAGUAUAAAUAUACCUUUAAACACUGUAUCCGACACUCUUGCGUCGAUGCCUGACGAUGAAUUCCUGAAACAGUACCAACGUGCAAAGCCCUCGGCAUCUGACGAGUUAAUUUUCUACUGCAAAUCCGGGAGACGUUCGCAAGAGGCCCUUGACAAAGCAUUAAAACUGGGAUUUUCAAACUCCAAGUCGUACUUAGGAAGUUGGGAGGACUGGUCAAGCAAACAGAAGUAAAUAAUCACUGGAAAAACUGGAAACGAUGAAGAGAUCCAUCACCACUAUUAUCUUUUUACAGUUAUGCUAUAAUUUUAAGGUCUAAAAUAAAUAUUUGCGCAAAA
Messenger RNA from Pieris brassicae (large cabbage white), 726 nucleotides. RefSeq names its product thiosulfate sulfurtransferase/rhodanese-like domain-containing protein 3. Gene Ontology annotation, cellular component: mitochondrion. Lineage: Eukaryota; Metazoa; Arthropoda; Insecta; Lepidoptera; Pieridae. The record is from RefSeq and is a predicted model, not a curated record. Gene Ontology annotation, molecular function: thiosulfate-cyanide sulfurtransferase activity. Bases 242 to 622 code for a protein of 126 amino acids. The transcript is spliced from 5 exons.